ACUAUUUUGCUCUAAAGGUUGAACUAACUUUUUAAAAAUGGAUAAGUUUCGAAUUAUGGUCCAGUUUUUGCAAGCCAACCAAGAGUCGUUCAUGAAUGGCAUCUGUGGGAUCAUGGCUCUGGCAAGUGCUCAGAUGUAUUCCUCCUUUGAGUUCACUUGUCCUUGUCUUCCAGACUACAAUUAUGCAUAUGGGAUCGGCAUUCUAAUCGUUCCGCCAAUAUGGUUCUUUUUACUUGGAUAUGUACUUAACAACAACAUAUCAGUGUUAACCGAGGAAUGGAAGAGACCGGUUGGAAAGCGCAGGAAGGAUCCGGCGGUUUUACGCUACAUGUUCAGCUCCAUGACGCAGCGCGCUCUCAUCGCUCCGGCUGUAUGGGUAGCCGUGACUUUAAUGGAUGGCAAGAGCUUUUUGUGUGCUUUCAGCGCCACUACGGAUUUAUCUCAGUUCAUCAACGAGACCUAUCAAAGCUUAUCCAAAAAGGAGCUUCUGAAAUUACAAGCAAGGAUUCCAUGCCAAGACGUAUUUGAUGGGCAUGAGGUUAUUUCCAUGGAAGCAUCAACUAGGUACAUUCGCUGUUUAUCACAGGCCUGUGGAUGGACCUUUUUAAUGGUAAUAACUAUAGCAGCCUUCUUGAUAAGGGCGAUAAGACCUUGUUUUACACAAGCCGCAUUUCUUAAAACCAAAUAUUGGUCGCACUACAUUGAUACAGAGCGCAAACUGUUCGACGAAACAUGCAAAGAGCACGCUAAGAGCUUUGCUAAGGUCUGCAUACAGCAAUACUUCGAGAGUAUCAGCGGUGAAAUUGUUCCACAGUUCCAGCUACCUACAAAGAAAAAGAAAGGCGGCAAAGAUGAUGACAGGGAAAAAGAGAAGAGUGACGAGGAGAAGCUUCUUGGGGUCCGUAAAGAAGAAGACAUGAAUAAAGUCCUAUGGAACUGGCAUACAUGUAAACCCGCACUAUUUCUGAACAAACACGCUGAAGAUAUGAAUAUGAAUGGACAUGCACACUUGGAUACACUCAGCUUCUCAGAUGAGCGCUACACUCACACACCUGUGAAAAACACAGCUGUAGCAUACUACUCCAAAGUCUGACUUCAUGGUUUAAUCUUAAUCUCUGGUAUAGCAGCUGUCAAGAUCUAAUUUCUAUUCAUUGCAUGCCAUUUCUUAUUUGAUAUCCUCCAGAGACUCAGUAGUCAUUCAGUCGAGUCACUGUUGUUUGUUGUUUGUUACUAUAAAUAAAUGAGAACAUAAAUAAUAGGAUAAAAUGGGCUUUUCUGUGAUAACACAAAGCAACACGCAGGCAUGACCUAUAUGACAGUAAUAAUAUAAUGAUGAUGAUGAUGAUGUUAAUAAGUAAUGUCACUCUUUUUGAGGAGGAGUUUGUUAAUGUAAUUGGUCAUAGGAUAUCAAAGACAUAUCAGCUGCUAAUGUCGCUCCGGAGGUUAUUUUUACAGUAUUUAGCCUUGGCUACUAAUAGCUAGUUGCUAUGGCUGCUAAAGUGAUCAAAGUAGUUCACCAUAUCAUAAAUUAUGUUUCCCACAGUCACAGACAAUGUUAUUGUCCAACAGAAGCUGCUGCAGCUGUUUGCAACUGUAUAGCUUGCUUAGUAGGCCAGACUUUUGUGUCCACCUGGCGGUCUUAUACUCUUCAGUUUAAAGCAGCAGUAUUUAUUACUAACUCAUAAUUGAUCAUGUCUAUGAUUUUCGGCUAUCUUAAAGCAGUGGACUUCAGGUUCCAGGGCCCUACAGGAAGCUUCAGCAAACUUACAAGAGGGCCUCAAGAUGAAAUAAAAUAUUUAAAAUAAAACAAAAAGAAUGUUAAUAAGGUAAAAGAAACAAAAAUCAAUACAUUUGUUUUUUAUUUCACCCCUAAAUUUGGGAAAUUCUAAAUGUAAUUAUUCAAAUUUGUAACUAAGCCUAGUAACUUAUUUUAUAUAUGGACACUAUCCCAAAUUCUGUAAAAUUCUGAGAGAAAGG
Messenger RNA from Carassius gibelio (silver crucian carp), 1977 nucleotides. RefSeq names its product calcium homeostasis modulator 1a (gene calhm1a). The record is from RefSeq and is a predicted model, not a curated record. Bases 38 to 1093 code for a protein of 351 amino acids. The transcript has 2 exons. Lineage: Eukaryota; Metazoa; Chordata; Actinopteri; Cypriniformes; Cyprinidae. Gene Ontology annotation, molecular function: monoatomic cation channel activity.